Messenger RNA from Glycine soja, 957 nucleotides. RefSeq lists its product as uncharacterized. Lineage: Eukaryota; Viridiplantae; Streptophyta; Magnoliopsida; Fabales; Fabaceae. The transcript has 7 exons. The record is from RefSeq and is a predicted model, not a curated record. The coding region runs from base 109 to 756 and encodes 215 amino acids.
UCAGCGUCACAGCAACAUUGGAACAUGAACGUGCGAUGCUGAUUCUUGUAUGACAAAUCCUCACGAAGAGAGAGAGAGAGCUGUGUCUGAAUUCUGAAAAAUUAAACCAUGUCUAUUACAACAACACAAGCUUUGACCCCCUUGUCGUCAUCACGUAAAAGUAGAAGUAGAACCACAUUUGGCGCCAAUUCCACCUCCACAAGCUUCCCCGCUACUCCACUCUCCUCCAAUCUCCUCCUCUUCAAGCUCAGUCACACUUCUUCCAAACGAACCUCAACCACCUUCCAUGCCUUCAAGCGCUUUUCCCCCGUCAUGGAGUGGCAGGAUUGCACGGUUAAGAUGGAGAUUGAUGUGCCCAUCUCUGUAGCCUAUACUUGUUAUUCUGAUCGCGAAGCCAUCCCAAACUGGAUGCCCUUUAUUUCUUCUGUUAAGAUAUUGCCAGACAAACCUGACCUGUCACGAUGGUCCUUGAAGUAUAAGGCAUUUGGUCGUGAUAUUGAAUUCUCUUGGCUUGCUCGUAAUAUGCAGCCCAUUCCAAAUCAGAAAAUCCACUGGCGAUCUAUGGAAGGUCUUCAAAACAGAGGUGCUGUGCGAUUCUAUCCAAAAGGUCCUUCAUCAUGUGUAGUAGAACUGACAGUCUCAUAUGAGGUUCCUCAACUUUUAGCUCCAGUGGCAUCGGCACUGCAACCUUUCCUUGAAGGUUUACUUACACGUGGUUUGGAAAGAUUUGCUACAUUCGCCAAAAGCUACACCUAAAUUUUAUUAUGAUUGUCCUGAUUUUUAUAGCAGGGCUACAUUUCUAAAAGUGAACAUACCUGAUUAUUUUCAUGGAGAUUUCAUUUUCUCCAAACAUUGAUUGAAUUACUGUUAAUUAAUCAUGUAUAACUCUGGUGGAUGAUCUUAAUGUAAAAUAAACGCAUCCGACAUAAUGUUAAAGGUCUCUUCUUAAACCCGCAA